AUGUACCAUACAGUAUUAUUUUACUUCACCUUGAUUGUUGCAAGUUUAAAUGCUGCGGAGGAAGAACCUGCCAUCGCCGUGUGGGGGGAAUUAGAAAGAACUAUUGCGAACGUAGAAAAACAAGUCAAAAUUCUGAAAAAUGAUGCCAAAAUAAAAGAAGCAAUAAGUGAACUUGAACAAAAACUAUCCAACAGCAACGAACAAAUCAGCAAAUAUGUGAAAUGUAUAAAUGAACACGAAAAAGCUCAAUCCUAUUCAACAUUUAUCACAAUUUCUGAUUAUUCGAAUUUGAAAAAAUGCUUCGAGAAUAAACACAAAGAAAUAGGAGUGAAGAGAACUGUAAAGUCUCAUCGAGCUUGCAAAAACUGGAUAACAUUGUCUAAAGAAGAUACCAAGAAUCUGGAUACUCUUAUUUUCAAGAAACACAAUGAUUUGUUUUUACUGAACGCCUUAUUAUUUGACUGCGAAUUGUAUUCUCGAAAUGUUAUUCAAACAAUUAAUCUAUUUGAAGGAAUGAACCGCAAACGUCAAUUCUGA
Messenger RNA from Schistosoma turkestanicum, 537 nucleotides. Lineage: Eukaryota; Metazoa; Platyhelminthes; Trematoda; Strigeidida; Schistosomatidae. The record is from the annotation of a GenBank genome assembly.